This is a messenger RNA of Symbiodinium pilosum, 1153 nucleotides long. NCBI's taxonomy places the organism in Eukaryota, Dinophyceae, Suessiales, Symbiodiniaceae. The record is from the annotation of a GenBank genome assembly.
GUUGCCUCUGCCCCCAACAUUGAGUUGCUGCAUAGCGACAGCUCCGAAAGAUCUGCAGCCCGCUGGUCGAUCUGACCCUCCCGUGCUAGCACUUCGCAGGGUCAGGCUUGACGGCGAUGGCCAGCAGCCCGCGCUUGAGGUCUCUGAAGGAACGUCAUGUGAGCUUCAUGACUGCUGGGUAAAUGGAUCAGUGAGGCUGAGCAGAGGUGCAUCAGCCAAGAUCAUCAGGACAAACAUCUUUGCCUCUUCAGAAACGGGUCUGCAGGGCAGAGGUUUCGCAUACCUGCUCUUGGACGCUUGCACUAUACGUGAUUGCGCGGGCGAUGGGCUACUUUUGAGACAUGGUGAGGCCGACAUCUCUAACUGCACCAUCAAAAGUUGCAGUCAAAGCGGAUUGGUUCUGGGACCCGGCACCUGGCGGCUCUCGGGCAACACCCUUUGUGACAAUGGCCAGUACGGAGUGUGGGCUGAAGCUGGCCUACGCGCAACAUGGAGCCAAAGCCAUUGCAGCGGAAACCUCCUGGGCGCCAGGGGCGGGCGUGGCGAGAUUGCAGGUUGGCAGGGUACCGGACUUGCGCCAGGCGAAGAAUGCCGUGUCUGGAGUGAGCAGAAGGGGAAGUGGGUCAAAGGUGAAGUUGUAUCAGUGCACGAUGAGGUGGUGGUUGCUAUCAGGGGCCGGAGGACUGUGAAGACUUCGAACGGUUCUGCAGAGCCGGACGUCCCAGAAGAAAGCAAAUUCUGUACUGGCGCAGAGGUCACCAGUGACAGAAAAGGCGAGUGUUGUCUGCAAGUUCCGGCCACGGCAGUUCUGCCACCCCGCAGCGGAGGAGCAGAGCCGCCUGCCUUUUCACAGAAGGCAACUAAACGAAGGUUGGGGCCAUAUAGGCUCUUCUUGGCCUGUGGUGGCUCUGGACGAGCCGGCUGGCAGAAACUCUCUGACGAAUUGAAGGCAAAGUUCCGAUCAGACUCCAGCAGGUGCAAGAGAAAGGAAGUCCGCAACAAGGGCAAGCGUAAACGGUUGCUGGGCUUGCACAACUACCAUCUGUUUGGACGCUACAAUUUUUACGUGAACUCCGAAUGCAGCUCAAGCUUACGUUUUGCAUCGUUCGAUCUUCGUCCGAGAGCAUCCUCAGGGCAGAGAUUCUCUUUUUAA